GGACGUACCACUUACGUUGAAUAUAGAACCUGGGUAAGAGACCAUUACAGAAAGACGAUGAGGAUGAAGGGUUGCGAGAGGAUCAUGGUCACAGUUUGCUCAUCAACAUGGUCAAAAAAGAGCCCAUAUCAAAGAAGCAUAGGCAACAUUCGACAUCAAUUCUGUAGUCGAGCUCCUCCGCGAACGGCGCGUCCCGAGUCGAUGGAAGAGGCGGGCCCAUCGCUGACCCGGCACGCCCGCGCGGAGCUCCGAAAACUUGUGCCCCUGCCGUUCUCCUGGCCCUCUCCACAGCGGAGGAAAUGGAUCACCGAGGCAUGGAGCAGGUCCCGGGCCACGACGACGAGUUCAACGUCGAGGAAGGGGCGGCGGCGCCGCUGGGCGAGGCCCGCCCUCCCCAGCAGGGGCGGCUCAGGGCUGGUCUCGUGGCGGCCGUGGCGGUCCUCCUCCUCGCCAGCCUCGUGCUGGCCAGCCAGGUGUCCCCCUGGCAACGCGCGGCAGCAGCACAUGCCGAUCGCCCCCAGCGGCAGGGUCAGAAGCAGACAAGGAGGUUUCACUCCUUGCUGGAGAACAAUAACGCUAACACGGAAGAUCUGGGGACCCUCUGCACGGCAGAAAUCAAGGAGGGAGACACCGAGCUUUCCGUGCAGAAUACGGACGUCUUUCAGGUGGGAAGCCACAUCGUCAUCAUCGACACUGACGACAGCAGCGCCGAGAACGAGGAAGCGACAGUGAAGAGCGUUGGAGAUGGCAAGAUAACGCUCGAACAACCAGUGAGCAAGACCCUUCCGAGCUUCAGCUUCAUCGUCGUGCCAGCUAAACCUGACUCCUACGGGACCUCCGGUGGCGGUUACAGCUUCUCGACGCCGGCGCCGCCAACGCCGGCGCCGCCAACGCCAGCGCCGCCAACGCCGGCGCCAGCGCCACCGGCAACGCCAGCGCCGCCGCCACCGCCGACGACGGCGGCGCCGACGCCGGCGCCGGCCCCCGCGGACGCCGUCGCACAAACAAAGAGUGCGGGCGACGCUGGUGACGGAAGCACCCCCAGUGCGGGCGGCGCUGGUGACGGAAGCACCGCCAGUGCGGGCGGCGCUGGUGACGGAAGCACCGCCAGUGCGGGCGGCGCUGGUGACGGAAGCACCGCCAGUGCGGGCGGCGAUGGCGGUGCGGGCGGCGAUGGCGGUGCGGGCGGCGAUGGUGAG
Prorocentrum cordatum is the source of this 1199-nucleotide messenger RNA. NCBI's taxonomy places the organism in Eukaryota, Dinophyceae, Prorocentrales, Prorocentraceae. The record is from the annotation of a GenBank genome assembly.